ACCGCUUCACUUCGAAUCCAACCUUCGCCGCAUCCACUUCGCAGUCUAUCUUUUUCUGCCGAAUGCAAUUUACAACUCGUUUCGCUCCCACUAUUAAUAUUUGUUUACCGUUCGGUGUGCAUUACUUGUGUGUGCGGGAGAGGCCGAGUUGUGUCGGUGUGUGUGUGCCGGCUUAAUGAUAAUUAAAAGAUAAAAAAAAGGAUAAAGUCAAGUGUACCGACUAUGGGAUACUCGUUACUCUUUUUCCUGUUAGAAAAUGUUUUCCAUACCUAAAUGUGUUGUUUAUUAGUACAUUCAAAAUUAAUCAUACAUGGAGUGGAUCCGUGUACACUAUGCCAGCCUACUAGAUAAACCGCUUCAUGUCCUGCUUCAGCUGGCAAACGAAGUUUGUCGGGCAAACCUAGUUGUCGGCAGUAAGACCCAUGUGAAAUGCCUUAUGAAAAAUUCAACAAAAAGCGCCGACAAUGGGAGGAUAGUGGUGUACUAGAGCUGAUCAAACUAUGGAAAGUCUGCGCCUAUGAGCUGCGCACCAUCAAACGCAAUGGCCAUCUCUAUGUGGCUAUGGCCAAGCAGCUAACCUCGCUGGGCGUCCCCGUAACAGCACUCGAGGUUCACUUCAAAGUCAACAAUCUCACACAGCGCUACCGGCAGGAGCAGAAGACGUUCGAGACCACGGGCAUAAUCAGCACCUGGAAGUUCUAUAGUCAAGUGGAUGAUGUAUUCAAGAGUCUGGCCGCGCACACCGGUUACAAAGACAAACGCAUGACGAGUGCAUCUAAUACUAGCAGUUUACCAUCUACAUCCGAGUCACCAGUUUGGAAAAAUCCAAUGUCUCAGCAAGAGUUUAAUAGCAACAACACGGAGGGGUUCUAUAAGACCGAGUACGGAAUGCACCGGCACUUUAUGGACCACUCCCAGCCGCCGCCCAAUGCAGGCAGCGUGGACAACUUCAUGGCCUCCUCGGCGGCCGUGGCGGCGGUGGCUGCCGCUGCAUCGGCCCGCCUGGCGGAUAACAACAUGGAUCAGCAAAUGAACGCGGCAGCAGGAGGAAGUGGAGCCAGUGGCGGCGGAGGGGGCAACACCAACGGGGGCGUGGCCAACUACCAGAAGAUUAAGAAGUCGCACGAGGACUAUGACAAGUUCGUGGACAUCGUGAAGAACAUCGUGGACACCCACAAGAGCACUCCCGAUAAGGUGGACACGUUCGGCGACUUCAUCAAGUCGUACAUGAAGCGCUGGCCGGAACGGCUGCAGGACGAGGCCAUCAACCACAUCACCAACUAUGUGAUCGUCAAAAACAUGGAGCACAGCAUGGUCAGCAGCCACAACCCCGAGGGAGUCAACAACCGACAAUAACAAUACAAGCAGGAGCCCAACAACUGAAUGAGUUGUUGGACGAGGCAGCUCCAGGAAUCAGGCACCGAAGGCGAAGGAAACGAGAUGGCAGGCGAGGAUUACUUAAGGUGGCACGCAGUUACUUAAACCGCAUCUGAGUUGCAGCCAAGUUCAUUGGACACACACACGGCAUACAGUAUUUUUUGUAUAGUUAAAAUAUACAUUGGAGUUUUAGUUCUCGGCGAUCGCUCCCUCCGUACAGAGUUGACUUCAGUAUUGGGGGAACAAGAUCAAUCGUACAUAGAGAUCCUAGCGAGUACAUUACAUUUAGACACCAUUUCCUACUGUUAGCUGUAAACUAUUAUACAUAAAUUAAUAAAUGCUUUAACGAUUA
Molecule: messenger RNA, 1729 nt
Organism: Drosophila elegans
Lineage: Eukaryota; Metazoa; Arthropoda; Insecta; Diptera; Drosophilidae
Exons: 5
Coding region: 430-1356 (308 amino acids)
Biological process (GO): positive regulation of DNA-templated transcription
Cellular component (GO): nuclear body
Source: RefSeq, a predicted model, not a curated record